Messenger RNA from Penicillium robsamsonii, 597 nucleotides. RefSeq lists its product as uncharacterized. Lineage: Eukaryota; Fungi; Ascomycota; Eurotiomycetes; Eurotiales; Aspergillaceae. The transcript is spliced from 5 exons. The record is from RefSeq and is a predicted model, not a curated record. The coding region runs from base 1 to 597 and encodes 198 amino acids.
AUGACCGGUGUUGUAAUAUAUCAAAUGAGAGAUGCAGGAGAACGCCGCUUGAUCUCCAUUCCCUCGGUGUCUGCAAAACAUGCAAGUGCUUUCUUCUCCUCUUGCAUACCUUUUGUUGAACUCUUGAUUUGUAAAGACAUUCAAUCUCAGACUUUGUACUAUACAGAUCAAGGUCUACUUCCGAGAACCAAGUCCAAGUCCAAGCCCAAGCCCAAGCCCAUGUUGUUUUUAUCGCCACUUCUCACCGCCCUCCCACCGCUUGUUCCCCCACUCUUCUCCGGACUUUGUGGUUUUGCAUCUGAGGAUAACUGCGACAAGGACUUGAGACCAAAUACCAAGGUACAAGAUCAACUGGGAACUGGGAUUGAGUGCCUGAUUCGGGCUUGGUUUUUUUCCUGCUCGUCUCUGGUUUUUCACUGGCUUAUCUUGAUCUUCUUUCGCAUUACCUCGGCCACUUUUUUUUUUUCUUUAUCUGUCUUUCAUCGCUCACACAGUCCUCUAGAACUUUUCGGUCACUUUGCGCUUGUGCCUCUCGAUUGGCUUACACAUUUGUGGUCGCGAUCUGCACAGUUCUCCCAUCGACUAAUCCCGGGUUAA